AUGGCAUCUCUAAGUAAGGAACAGCAGACCGAGUUCUACCAGCACGUUGCCACAGUUAAGAAGGACCUCGACAUCAGAGUAGCAGAUUCAGAUUCGCUACCUAGCUCCCCAGAACUGGCAUCGGUCAGCUCCAGAGAUAGUGUCUGCAGCAUCCCCACUCCCAUCUCCCCUGAUGAUUCGGGCGCCGUUGCCGAUUCUUUUGUAUUUGCAUUUGAUAUCGACGGCGUGCUCGUCCGGGGCGGCAACCCCAUCCCUGAAGCCAUUGAGGCCAUGAGAGUCCUCGAUGGAGAAAAUGAGUAUGGAAUGAAAAUUCCUCACAUCUUCCUUACCAAUGGCGGCGGCAAGACUGAAGAAGAGCGUUGCCGAGAUCUAUCGGGCCAGCUUCAGCGAGAAGUCAAGCCCGGCCAGUUCAUUUGCGGACAUACCCCCAUGAGGGAAAUGGCCGAAAAGUAUAAGACAGUUCUCGUUAUUGGAGGCGAGGGCGAGAAAUGCCGUCUCGUCGCCGAAGGAUACGGCUUCAAAGAUGUCGUCACCCCUGGAGACAUCAUCAAGCACAACGCUGCCACAACACCAUUCCGAAAGCUGACGCCCGAAGAGCUCAAGAACUCUCGUGAGCGAGACUUUGACGACGUUGUCAUCGAUGCCGUCUUUGUAUUCGCUGAUUCUCGCGACUGGGCCGGUGACAUUCAGAUCAUGCUCGAUGUGGCCAUGUCCCAAGGCGGACGGCUUGGAACCCGCAGCGAGACUUUCGACCAGGGCCCUCCAUUUUACUUCUCUCACAACGAUGUUGUUUGGUCUGCUGCUCACGAGCAUGUCCGUCUUGGCAUGGGCGCGCUCAGACGCAUGUUUGAAAUUACCUUUAAGGAUCUCACAGAAGGCAAGGGCAAGCUGCACACUCACGCCUUUGGCAAGCCCCAGGUCUCUACCUUUGAGUUUGCUGAGCGGUUGAUGCAAACGUGGCGAAGCACCGAGCAUGGCAUUUCCGGUCCUCCGCAGACGGUCUACUUUGUUGGCGACACGCCGGAAAGUGACAUCCGCGGCACCAAUGCCAUCAACAAUGUUGCCAAGAAUGACUGGUACAGCAUCUUGGUGAAGACUGGCGUAUACCAAGAGGGCACAGAGCCGGCGUACAAGCCUCGCGCUACGGUGACCAACGUGCUUGAUGCCGUAAAUCACGGGCUCCAGCGCGAGAUGCGCAAGAAGCGAAGCCUAGCAACUCGCUGA
Molecule: messenger RNA, 1224 nt
Organism: Trichoderma atroviride IMI 206040
Lineage: Eukaryota; Fungi; Ascomycota; Sordariomycetes; Hypocreales; Hypocreaceae
Source: RefSeq, a predicted model, not a curated record